Miniopterus natalensis is the source of this 3632-nucleotide messenger RNA. NCBI's taxonomy places the organism in Eukaryota, Metazoa, Chordata, Mammalia, Chiroptera, Miniopteridae. The record is from RefSeq and is a predicted model, not a curated record.
CCCUCCCUGCCCGUGGCGCACCUCCCCCAAAGUCGGGUGACGGGCGUUUCCGAGCCCUGGAGGAACUCCCCGGGUUUCCCUCCACCGGCCGCGGCGAGACUGGCUCCGCCCCUCUGUAACUGACCCUGGCUCGGGCCGCAGCUCGUUGAAACCCGGGGGCUGCGGGUUUCCGACGCUUUGCACCCCCUGCAGGGGCUCUGCGGUGCUUUCCGAGGCUGGCAGGGGCGCCCCAUCCUGCAGACCUUUUCAGAACCCUCUCGACCCAGGGCCUGGAGGACCAUGACCCGAGACCUGGAGCGGCAGUUGCAGGCACUGGUUUCAACUAGGUCGCCGCCUGGCCUGGUUUGCCUGGUGCCGAGGGGUUACCCGGGACGAGGAUUUUCAGUUUUAGAAUUAGGAAAGUCCCAGGAAGCUUGGGGUGAGCUAGUCAGCCUGCUCUUAACCCUGGCUGCGCCGGGCCGCAGGAGGAGCCUCUCAUUUGGAGAUUCUAGUUGAAUUGACCCAGGUAGAUGCAUUUUUUUAAAAAGCUCCCAAGUUUAUUCUAACAAACCAACAGAGUUGAGAACCACUAGGUUACAGGCAACAGGGCUAAAUGACCGUCGCAGGUGGUUAUUUUUGAGCAGAAGUGGGCACAGACAUCUCUCAAAAGGGUGUAUGGCCAAGAGUGGUGGUCGUCUCAUGAAAAGGGGGAUCAGCACGGCAGUUACUCAUGUUGCUGUUGUCUUUCCCCACCCAAGGCCGUCCUCAUCAGUGAGGACCAAGCUCUGGUGCCCCCUCUCCCGAGGUCUCCAGGGUCAUGUGGUAUGUCAGCACCAGGGGGACUGCCCCACGUGUCAACUUCGAGGGGGCCCUUUUCUCCGGCUACGCGCCCGAUGGGGGCCUCUUCAUGCCCGAGGAGCUCCCGCAGCUGGGCAGGGAGACCCUGCGGCAGUGGAGUGCGCUCUCCUACCCCAGCCUGGUGGCCGAGCUUUGUGCCCUCUUCAUCGGCCCGGAGCUCAUCCCAAGAGAUGACUUAAAUGAUCUGAUCCACCGAGCCUUCUGCAGAUUCCGCCACCCAGAGGUGGUCCAUCUGUCCAGGUUGCGGGACGGGCUGAACGUGCUGGAGCUGUGGCAUGGGGUCACGUAUGCGUUUAAGGACCUGUCCCUGAGCUGCACAGCGCAGUUCCUGCAGUACUUCCUGGAGAAGAGGGGGAAGCACAUCACCGUGGUUGUAGGAACUUCUGGAGACACAGGGAGUGCUGCCAUUGAGAGUGUCCGGGGGGCCAGGAACGUGGCCAUCAUCGUGCUGCUGCCCCAGGGCCACUGCACGAGGGUCCAGGAGCUGCAGAUGACCACGGUGCUGCAGGAGAACGUCCGUGUGUUCGGAGUGGAGGGAAACAGCGACGAGCUGGACGAGCCCAUCAAGGCCGUGUUCACCGAUGUGGCUUUUGUCAAGAAGCACAACCUGAUGAGUCUGAAUUCAAUCAACUGGUCCCGGGUCCUCGUGCAGAUGGCUCACCACUUCUUCGCUUACUUCCGGUGUGUGCCAUCCUUAGAUGUGCACCCGCUGCCCCCUGUGGAGGUGGUUGUGCCAACAGGGGCCGCUGGCAACCUUGCAGCUGGCUGCAUUGCUCAGAAGAUGGGGCUGCCCAUCCGCCUGGUGGCGGCCGUGAACUGCAACGACAUCAUCCACAGGACUGUCCAGCGAGGAGACUUCUCUCUGUCUGAGACGGUCAGGCCAACCUUGGCAUCGGCUAUGGACAUCCAGGUGCCCUACAACAUGGAGAGGAUUUUCUGGCUGCUGUCUGGCUGUGACAGCCAGAUGACAAGAGCUCUCAUGGAACAGUUUGAAAGGACCCAAAGUGUGAGUCUACCUGAGGAACUGCAAAGCAAGCUUUCAGCGGCAGUGACAUCCGAGUCAGUGUCAGAUGAGGCCAUCACACAGACCAUGGCCCGCUGCUGGGAAGAGAACCAGUACCUGCUCUGCCCUCACUCGGCCGUGGCCGUGAGCUGUCAUUACCAGAAGGUGCACAGGCAGACGCCCAGCCCUCCCCGGUGUUGCCUGGCCCCUGCCUCUGCAGCCAAGUUCCCAGAAGCUGUCCUGGCUGCCGGACUGACCCCCGAAACUCCCGCGGAGAUCCUAGCCCUGGAGAGAAAGGAGACGCGCUGUACCCCAAUGCGGAAGGGUGACGACUGGACGCUGAUGCUUCGAGACACAAUUGAGGACAUGGGCCGGCGGUGGAGGGUCACUCCCUGAGUGCCCAGAAUAGCCAGGCUGCAGUUGGCUUCCCUUAGGCUUCGGACUCCAGGGUGGGGCGGGGGUUCCCUCUGAGCUGCCUUGAGCACCUUCUCCCUGUUAAGAGUUGGUGUGGGAGGUUCUCAGGAGGCUGCUCAGUGGGGUGUGGAGCCAGCUGGCCUUGCUCAGCCUCGCGGCUGCUCUGUGCUCUCACCAUGGUGGUGUGGUGCCAUGUCGGGGGGUAGGCAGGGGGUGUGCGUGGUCGCUGGAGGUGCACCCGCACCGCUGGACAUUGCAGGGCCUGCAGAUGAAGAGCCCUGGGCACAGAGUUGACCUUGGCUUCAGGGUCCAGGACCCCAGGCCCUAAAACUGUGCAGGUGGGGGCUGCACACUCCAUUGGCAGAGGCCUGGGGCUGCCAUUUCUGAGCGUGUUUUUCCAGAGGGUCAGUCUGCCUCGUGAGUCACCCACCCUAUGAAAGGGUCCGAAUCCCCAGACUGCAAGCGCAUGUGCAGUGGGAUGGUGACUGUGCGUGGCCUGCAGCCAAGGAUGGUGGCUGCAGGGGUGGCAGUGGCAUCACGGCGAGUGUGCACUACCUCCUGCCGCUGCUUCCAGCUGGCCCAGUGCUGCGGGGCGGCAGAUGGGCAGUGGGGUAGAUGGCAUAGCUGGGGUGCACAGGGUUGAGAUGCGGGACCUCCGGGUGUAGGCCGUGUGGAAAGUGCUCCACAAGGUGCAGACUGCGUCAGGCUGCCCUGUCCAUGGACUGGUUCGCCUGUUUCAUUAACCCAGGGCAGGCGUCACAGCAGCGAGGCGCAGUGGCCCACACUGACCACUAGGCAGAGCCUGGACACCUGCAUCUCCGUGGUGCCCUGGUCACCACAGCGCCCGGAGGAACCAGAUCAUUCUUUUCUCUGCACAUGCGACUUGCUCUCCGGUCCCCGUGCCCCUGACCCUGCACUGGCUUCUGGGAGCCCAUCCUCAGAGGAGCCCAGACCUCCACCCCCAGGCCUCUCGAGGCUCGGUUCUGUGUCCCCUGUGCUGUGGAGGCGCCUCGUCGGCCCGGCUGGGAGUGGGGACUCCUGUACCUGACUGUGAGGGCUUUGUUCCCAUGCAGUUUUCUUCCACAAUGCAGAGGGCUGGCUUUCACCGAGCCGAGCUUUACUCCUCCACUUUUUACCAUCCAGCCCUGCGUUGUCCAGUGUGGUAGCCACUAGCUGUGUGUGACUGUCGAGUACUUGAAAUGGGGAUAGUAUAACUAAGGAACUGAAUUAUAAAUUUGAUUUAAUUUUAAUUAAUUUACAUUUAAAUUUCAAAACUGUUACUUGAAUCAGUUAUUGGGAAACUUUGCAGUAUGGUUGAGAAAAUGCUGGUAUGAGAAUCUGCUUUUUCAGCUGUAAAUUUCAUGAAGCACAUAAAAUA